This is a messenger RNA of Periconia digitata, 1036 nucleotides long. The record is from the annotation of a GenBank genome assembly. Lineage: Eukaryota; Fungi; Ascomycota; Dothideomycetes; Pleosporales; Periconiaceae.
UUCCAACACACCUAGAUUCGGUUCGGACCCGCUGACUAUCGGGCGUACCUCCCCGCAUCUACGAAAACCAUCUCUUGUUACUUCACCGUCCACUGAUACAAAAGUAAACAUGCCGUACACGCACCACAGCCACUCCGGCCAAUUCUGCGGCCACGCCAAGGGUACACUGGAGGAGAUGCUUCAAACGGCUAUAGAAAAAGGCUUUCAAACGUAUUCGAUGACGGAGCACAUCCCUCGGCCGAUUGAAGACUUUUAUCCCGAAGAGACCAAGGAACACACUCCCGAAUCGUUGGUGAGGCUAUUUGACGACUAUCUCACGGAGGCUGCCCGCCUGAGGAAAAUCUACUCCCCGGAAAUCAAGAUUCUAAUCGGCUUUGAAUCCGAAUGGAUCCGGCCGUCCACCCUUCAGAUGAUUCGUGACGUACAAGGGAAGUUCUCAUUCGAUUUUUUCAUGGGCUCGAUUCACCAUACCCACACGAUACCGAUCGAUUUUGACCGAGCAACGUACGAGCAGGCGAGGGAUGCUGCCGGCGGGUCAGAUGAGCGUCUUUUCGAGGACUACUUUGACGAGCAGUACGAGAUGCUACAGGCUCUUACACCGCCCGUGGUGGGGCACUUUGAUCUCAUUCGGCUGCUGAGUGACCACCGGGAUGAUCAAUUCAAGGAUAUGAAGGGGGUUUGGGAAAGGAUGCAUCGUAACCUCGAGUACAUUGCAUCAUACGGAGGUGUUUUGGAGCUGAACGCAGCUGGACUACGCAAGGGACUCGCUGAGCCAUAUCCAUGCUUGCCUAUUUGUCGGGACUUUCUCAAGAUGGGAGGUCGGUUCGCCAUGAGCGAUGACAGCCACGGCGUCGACCAGGUCGGCACCAAUUACUCCCGCUUGCUCGACUACAUUGGAAAAACAGGCAUCAGGGAGAUGCACUAUGUGGACAGCGACGCCCCGUCCACGGACAGCCGUUUCCCCCACGCUGGCUUCUCUAGUAUCUCGGUGGAGGACCUUUGCCAGCUUCCGUUCUGGACUAGAGUGCACGAGUGA